Xylaria bambusicola is the source of this 1839-nucleotide messenger RNA. RefSeq names its product chalcone-flavanone isomerase. The record is from RefSeq and is a predicted model, not a curated record. Bases 470 to 1630 code for a protein of 386 amino acids. The transcript has 2 exons. Gene Ontology annotation, molecular function: intramolecular lyase activity. NCBI's taxonomy places the organism in Eukaryota, Fungi, Ascomycota, Sordariomycetes, Xylariales, Xylariaceae.
GUCCGCACGCCUAGAUUCGGGCCCGAGUCCGAGUUCCCGGCCGCGAAUACAUGCCUUAGGAACGACCAUAGGAUGUUUAGGUAGGUAACAUACAAUUCCGAGACGAGAUAGGAUACUACCCAGAUACUGUUAGAUGUUAUUGACAGGAGAAUGGGCAUCAGAGCCUUCAGUAUUUAUGUUCGUGGUGUGCACUUCAUCAAAAUGUUGUUUGUAGCAGGCGUUCAAUAUACGCUUAUCAAGAUGUGGAGCUCCGCAUGUCGUCGGAGCUGACAACAUAUCGUCAUCAACAUUGCUAUGGAAUUUCAUCCACCUUUGCGACGAAAGCUCCAAUUGCGCCGAUUCCAAGUUGCAAUUGAGAACGACUCGACCGAUCGAUCCCUAAACGUGCGCAAUUCGAGAAUUAGUCGCGCCAUAGAUGCUGAGCCAGCUACAAAUCCGCCGUGGUAAUCAAUAAUCAUUACCGUCCACGAUGAGAGCAGUACGCUCUUUGCCCUCGACGCCGCUUCUGCGGUCUCCUGCGACGGGUUCACGGCUCCCAUUUGCGCCCCGCGUACGAUGUCUACAAAAGCACCCGUUUCCCGUUCAGCGCCGGACCUUUCUGCGCGGUCGGCAACAGUCGUCCGGCCGUGUUGUUGAGAACCUCAACCUUAACCGUUUGAGGGACAAAGCCUACAACUACCACGUCAGACGACGCAAUUUCCUCCUCUGUGGCGUUAUCGCAGGCGUUUUCGCCUCUUGCUACACUGCUUAUCUCCUCUCCGUUGAGCUGCGCAAGCCCAAAAAGCUCGACUCGGGACUCCCUGACAAGGCCGAUCCUUUCACCACCGAGGCUGGGGUCAAACGAAAGACCGUCUUACACGAUGCCGAGGGCCGUGAGAUUGUCCCCACAGGAAACAGUACAGUGCCUACUUUCCCACGCUUAAUAGAUCUAGCUGUCGGGGCUGAGGAGGGCCAGGAGAAACUUAACGGCGUCGAGUACACCCUGGUUGGCCUCGGCGUGCGCACGGUCACGUUUCUGGGCUUUGAAGUGUAUAUGGUCGGAUACUACAUGGCGACGCAGGAUAUCGCCGCGGUACAGGCCCGGCUCGUGAAGGAGAUCAACCCUAUCGCCACGACGCUGGUCCCCAGCGAGAAGGAAACUCUACGCAAGGCACUACUCGACCCCGAGCACGGCGAAAAGCUCUGGAACUCCAUCCUCAAGGACAUUCGUCCCCGGUCUCUAUUUAGGAUCAUUCCAGUUCGCGAUACCGAUUUCCACCAUCUAAGAGACGGCUUUGUCCGCGCUAUCACCGCUCGCACGCAAGGCAACAACCCUGAAUUCGGCGAUGAAGCCUUCGGUCUAGCUAUGAAAGACUUCAAGUCGCUCUUCAACCGCGGGAAGGUCCCCAAGUCCCGGGAAUUGCUUCUAUGCCGAGAUGCCGUGGGACGGCUGACCGUGACAUACGAUGACGGCAAGACCGGUAUGGGCUCAAUUGGCCGAGUGGUAGAUGAGAGGGUGUCCCGCUUGCUUUGGCUCAACUAUCUAGCCGGCAAAGCAGUGGCCUCCGAGCCCGCGCGUAAGAAUAUCGUGGAUGGCAUUAUGGAAUUUGUAGAGAGGCCCAUUGGCACCGUAGCGACUCGUGUCAUAUGAGCUGUUGCCACGCUCCUAGGAUGGGUAAAGCAUAGCAAGGCGCUCAGCGCAUGUAUGAUUUAUGUACCAAAUACCUCGACUCACAUUUGUAUCUAGCCUUUCAGAAUCGCUCCUCUGGUCAAGUAAAUGGCCGAGACCGGAUCUAUCGAACAAAUCACCGCCGUACAUACAUAUAUAGCGGUAUUUUCCGCUACUAACAUGAGAGCUGA